Molecule: messenger RNA, 1209 nt
Organism: Lycium barbarum (goji berry)
Lineage: Eukaryota; Viridiplantae; Streptophyta; Magnoliopsida; Solanales; Solanaceae
Exons: 1
Coding region: 1-1209 (402 amino acids)
Source: RefSeq, a predicted model, not a curated record
AUGGCAAAAGGCCGGGGUCGACCGAAGAAAGACGUGCAAACCAAUGAUAUCCAGCUAGCAGUGGCGAACAACAACAAUAAUAUCGUACUAAACUCGGGGAAUAAGGGAGAAGGAGCUGUAAAUAAGGAAUUAGAGGCCAAGAUUGUAGCACUAGCGAGAGCAGAGAUGGCGAGGUUAGGGUUCACAGCCACACCUACUAGUGCGCCAGUGAUGAAGCAAGUGACAGGUCGAAUCGUCACGCCUCCGACGAUUCCUCCACCGCAAAAUACUGGGGCUAGCCGAAGGUUAGAAUUAGAAACACCGCUAGGGGUAGAACGGGAAGAGCAGAUGAUACCUCCGGCCCUAGCAGAGGAAAAGAAUUGGGCAAAAUUGUUUGCAGGUAACACUAUGGCUUCAAAAGGCCUGAAUCUGCAAUUCAUUGCUCUUAUCAUUAGAGACGGUGUGAAAAUUGCACAAUUGGAGAAGCAAGAGGUUGAGAAGGAAGCGGAACAAUGGACGAAUGCUCUAAUAUUAUAUGUUGUUGGGGAUUCUCCCACGAUAGGAGCAGUGUUUAGGUUUGUAAACCAAUGGAAUCUGGGGUAUAAACCAAGCAUAUUCUACCAUGAGGAUGGGUACUUCAUCAUACAAUUGCAGAACUCGGCUGACAAGGAAAAUAUUUUGAUAGCAGGUCCGCACCUAAUCAACAGAAGGCCAGCUAUAGUAAAGCCCUGGAGUGCCACAUUUAACUUCAGUGAUGAGAUAUUAAAGACUAUACCCAUAUGGGUAACACUACCUAGCCUACCACUGAACUGUUGGAGCACCAACUCUUUGAGCAAGAUUGCUAGCAACCUAGGAACACCUAUAUGUGCAGAUGAGUGUACUUCGAAAAAGCAGAGAAUAUCUUAUUCUCGACUGUUGGUAGAGAUGGAUGUUACAAGAGCACCUCCACAGUACGUGAAAGUCAUGGAUGCUCAUGGAAAGCUUUUUGACCAGUUUGUUAGCUAUGAGUGGUGGCCCCAAUUUUGUCCCUCCUGCUGUCAAAUUGGCCAUAUCUGCCCUGAAAAACAAGCAAAACAACCUCAGGACAAGCCAAAGGCUUGGGAAGAGAAGGGGAAAAACAAUGGGGGCCCAAAGAAGGAUAAACAAGCAUGGCAACAUAAAGGGGGGCACCCUAAAGGACCCCAACCAGUUCAGGAACCAGUGCAAGGGACUGAUCGUGAAGAAGGCUAG